UCUCUCUCUCUCCCUCCCUCCCUCUUUCCCUCCCCCUCCCCUCUUCUCUUUCUCUUUCCCUUUCUCCAUCUCUUUCUCCUGCACCACCUGUUAGUGCAGAUCCCUGUGCUUUGGAAUUCACUUGUUUAUGAGGGAGUCUUUUACACUCACACAAUCACAGCUCUAUGACGGUACGUAAGGGAAAAAAGCUCACCAUCUCCAUCCAGGAACACAUGGCCAUAGACGUCUGUCCAGGCCCCAUCCGACCAAUCAGACAGAUCUCUGCCUAUUUCCCCCGACUCUCCCCGACCGCUGAGCCCAUCUCGCCGAACCCCUCUGCUUCUCCAUUGGCUCUCAGUCCGGGAGGUGGGGCCUCUGGAGGAACGACUGGAGGUCUCCUGUCACCUCUGCUGGCAGGGGGGAGGGGAGGGGGCGGCUCUCUGUCAGCAGCCAGCAGCAUUGAGACGUCAGUGGAAAUCUGCAGUUCAGACAGUGAUGACUGUACUGCAUUGGGGACAUUAGAGUUUGAACUGAGGUAUGAGAGAGCAAGCAGUUCACUCCACUGUACCAUCAUCAGAGCCAAGGGUCUGAAACCUAUGGAUUUCAAUGGCCUGUCAGAUCCGUAUGUUAAACUUCACCUUCUUCCAGGAGCAUGUAAGGCCAAUAAACUGAAAACCAAAACUGUGCGAAAUUCUCUAAAUCCUGUUUGGAAUGAGACCCUUACUUACAUUGGCAUCACCGAAGAGGAUAUGCACAGGAAGACCCUGAGGUUAUCAGUGUGCGAUGAGGAUAAACUGACUCAUAAUGAGUUUAUCGGAGAGUCUCGUGUGGCCCUCAGACGUGUGAAACCAGACCAGACCAAACGUUUCUACACCUGUUUAGAACAUCCACCACCUCUUCCCUCACCUACAGCAAUGGGAGCAGCCCUGCGAGGGAUUUCCUGUUACCUAAGAGAGUGGGAGAAUGAACAGUUGACUAGUCUGGAAGAGAGAGGCCGUCUGUUGCUCUCGUUGCAGUUCGUUCCCCCACCUGAAGAGGGAGACGGAGAGGGGCAACGAGAGGGCUUGUGUGUCGGAGUGCAACGUUGCGCACAUCUGGCCGCCAUGGAUGUCAAUGGUUUCUCGGAUCCCUAUGUGAAAAUAUAUCUGAAGCCAGAUGUGAAGAAGGAAUCUAAACACAAAACUGCAGUGAUUAAAAAGACCCUUAAUCCCGAAUUCAAUGAGGAGUUCUUCUAUGAGAUCUCACUAUCCGAACUGGUCCAUAAGACGCUGGAGGUAACAGUAUGGGAUUAUGAUCUGGGAAGAUCGAACGAUUUCAUAGGUGGUGUGUGCUUGAGCUGUCAGGUUCAAGGAGAUGCUCUUCGCCACUGGAUGGACUGCCUGAGAAACAAGGGUCAAAGAGUGGAGCGCUGGCACAUUCUGACCAACGAGCUGCCUCAGACGACCUGCCAUGACUGAGAAAGUAACCUGUCAGCAAUGAGGAAAUCGGUCUUGAUAGGUUUAUCAGUCUGAUUGCUGUGAAGUGGACAUGGAGAUAUUAAUAUGAGCUGGGAUGUCUAACCAGGGGCGAAGAUGCGCAGAAGUAAAUUACAAUCUUUGUGCCGUUUCAAGGAUGGGCCACCGGUUGUUUUUUGACUGAAUGUCAUUCAAAGUGACUCCCCUUCCCUUUCAUACAUUACUCUCUCUCUCUUUCUCUCAUUGCUGCACGUUUUCUACACAUUUUGUAAUGUCAAGGUGAAUUUUACUCUUAUGAAAUUGUGUGUAGCACAACUCUCUUUUUUGACCGACUGAUAACAAUGUAUUUUAAUGUUCAGUGCUUUCGUAAUGCUUGCAUACAGAGCUAAGACGCAUCUUUAACAAAACAGGUGCAUGUAAACUGCCUGCUGUAAACUCAUCAGAAUGAUAAACACAUGGGAAGGUCCAGUGCUCCCAAUGGAAGACGUUACGCGUGUAUUACCAACAAACAGACUAUCCAUUUUGUAGCAUGAUGCAAUGUUUACAUUUUUUACUUUGCAUACAUUGUUUUUCAAGGUCUCGGAUUUGGCACUUUUACAUUUACAGUUGUAGAGGAGGGAGUUUUAUGGACAUGCUACAAUUUGAUAUCACAUACAUUAACUAUUUGAUAUAUUUUUGGAAUCUAAUGUUUGUAUGUGCUAUAAACUAGGGUUAUAUGAAUUGAGUCUGCAUGCAUGUGUGUGUGUGUGUGUGUGUGUGUGGGUGUGUUGGUUGGUUGUUUUGUAUAAAAAAAAGUGUUGUACUCUUGAGGGUUUGUUGUUUUUAUCAAGUGCUUACGUACGAUUUAAAAAUAUAUAUUUGAAAUGCA
Messenger RNA from Misgurnus anguillicaudatus (oriental weatherfish), 2301 nucleotides. It is a transcript of the gene doc2a, whose product is annotated as double C2-like domains, alpha. NCBI's taxonomy places the organism in Eukaryota, Metazoa, Chordata, Actinopteri, Cypriniformes, Cobitidae. Gene Ontology annotation, cellular component: extrinsic component of synaptic vesicle membrane; synapse. Gene Ontology annotation, biological process: exocytosis; spontaneous neurotransmitter secretion; regulation of calcium ion-dependent exocytosis. The record is from RefSeq and is a predicted model, not a curated record.